This is a messenger RNA of Hippopotamus amphibius kiboko, 987 nucleotides long. It is a transcript of the gene HOXB8, whose product is annotated as homeobox B8. NCBI's taxonomy places the organism in Eukaryota, Metazoa, Chordata, Mammalia, Artiodactyla, Hippopotamidae. The record is from RefSeq and is a predicted model, not a curated record. Gene Ontology annotation, cellular component: nucleus. Gene Ontology annotation, biological process: regulation of transcription by RNA polymerase II. The coding region runs from base 242 to 973 and encodes 243 amino acids. The transcript has 2 exons. Gene Ontology annotation, molecular function: DNA-binding transcription factor activity, RNA polymerase II-specific; RNA polymerase II transcription regulatory region sequence-specific DNA binding.
CCUUUUCUAUUCCUGGAAAUCACAAAAAGUCUGGUGGCUUCGAGAUCUUCUUCGCCUUUUCUUUCUUUUCUUUUUUCCCCCUCCUCCCUUUCCCUCUCCUUUCCUGGCGAGGGUGACUAGGAGCCGGCGAAUCCGCGUUUUUUUUCUCUCUCUCUCUCCCUCCCUUUCCCCCUCCCCACCCCCUCCCCAACAGCCCCCAACUACAGCCGCCGCCGCCGCCGCCGCCUCAAAAUUCAAUAAAAUGAGCUCUUAUUUCGUCAACUCACUGUUCUCCAAAUACAAAACCGGGGAGUCCCUGCGCCCCAAUUAUUAUGACUGCGGCUUCGCCCAGGACCUGGGCGGCCGACCCACCGUGGUGUACGGUCCCAGCAGCGGCGGCAGCUUCCAGCACCCGUCGCAAAUCCAGGAGUUCUACCACGGGCCGUCGUCGCUGUCCACGGCUCCCUACCAGCAGAACCCGUGCGCCGUGGCGUGCCACGGGGACCCGGGCAACUUCUACGGCUACGACCCGCUGCAGCGGCAGAGCCUGUUCGGUGCGCAGGAUCCAGACCUGGUGCAGUACGCCGACUGCAAGCUCGCCGCCGCCAGCGGCCUGGGCGAGGAGGCCGAGGGGUCCGAGCAGAGCCCGUCGCCCACACAGCUCUUCCCCUGGAUGCGCCCGCAAGCAGCCGCCGGACGCAGGCGAGGCCGACAGACCUACAGCCGCUACCAGACCCUGGAGCUGGAGAAGGAGUUCCUAUUUAAUCCCUAUCUGACUCGCAAGCGGCGGAUUGAGGUAUCGCAUGCGCUGGGACUGACAGAGAGACAGGUCAAAAUCUGGUUCCAGAACCGGAGGAUGAAGUGGAAAAAAGAGAACAACAAAGACAAGUUCCCCAGCAGCAAAUGCGAGCAGGAGGAGCUGGAGAAACAGAAGCUGGAGCGGGCCCCGGAGGCGGCGGACGAGGGCGAGGCGCAGAAAGGCGACAAGAAGUAGGCUGCAGCUGGGAC